Messenger RNA from Cladocopium goreaui, 789 nucleotides. Lineage: Eukaryota; Dinophyceae; Suessiales; Symbiodiniaceae. The record is from the annotation of a GenBank genome assembly.
AUGGCUUGCCAGUUGCAACGAGACUUAUUUGGUCAACAUUUGGCUCAUCAGCCUCGGCUGAGCUGCCAAAAGUGUAGCCCACUCGCGUCGCGGACUCCAAGAGCUGUGUACAGGGCGCCUACUGCCAAAGGCCAAUCGGUGCCCCUGUUUACACGGGAUUGGAAUCGUUUGACGAUGCCACUUCUCUCUACAGUGCCUCAAAAGUCUGGCACAGCCGACGUGCAAAAAUGCUUGCCUACCUUGUCUCGCGAGGCUUCGGCAAAGAAGACGAACGGUGACACAGGAAUGAUCUUAUCAACCGAGGAGAUCAAAGUUCCCGCAGGUCCCAAUCAAGGAGAAGUUACAAUUUCGGUGCCUCGCUUCGGUGGAUCAAAGCUUGGUGCUCCUCCUGGUCUUGAGACUAAUUUCAGCAAACCCCCUGGCAUUCACUUUGCCCCGCCUCCUGGGCUGAGCCGUCAGCCCAUGAAGGUCACUGAGCCAGAUAGUAGUUCGAUGUCAGGACUGCCAGCACCUCCGUUCCCGACUACUUCACCCGCUCUGGUCAGCCCCUCCUCUUCGGAUGUUGACUUGCAAGAUCUACCGGAGGAAAAAGAGGCGACCUGUCUUUCCGAUGGCGACAACAGCACGGUUGACGAUGAGCAACAGGUGCAGGCAGAAACUGACGCAAUUCAUCCGCUUCCAACGUUGCUGGGUUCCACACCGUUGCCAUCACUUUUGAGCUCUGCGCCACUGUAUGGCAAGUGGGGGUCCCUGGCAGAAUUUUUCAGACUACUGAGAGCUCAGGAGUGA